Messenger RNA from Haemonchus placei, 303 nucleotides. The record is from the annotation of a GenBank genome assembly. Lineage: Eukaryota; Metazoa; Nematoda; Chromadorea; Rhabditida; Trichostrongylidae.
UCGGAUGCCGAGCGACUAGGCGCUGUACUGACGGCUGCACUGAAGGCAUCGGCAGAUUUGGCACAGUCGACUGGUGAUGACAUAACCACUGGUUCGUCGAUGUACGCACUCACGGAGGAAGCAGCUCGUCGUUUGGAUCCUCAACCACCGGCACCGGCACCGGCACCGCCUGCCAGAGCUGCUGGCGGUGGUGGAGGAGCUGGUGGAGCGCCAAUGUGUCGUGUUGAUCCGUUGAAUAGGACGGAAGCGGCCUUGUCUAAGUUAGCGUUUGCGGAGGCUCCGAUGAUGCCUCGGUCCUCGUGA